Molecule: messenger RNA, 1957 nt
Organism: Acanthopagrus latus (yellowfin seabream)
Lineage: Eukaryota; Metazoa; Chordata; Actinopteri; Spariformes; Sparidae
Exons: 8
Coding region: 292-1656 (454 amino acids)
Biological process (GO): proton motive force-driven ATP synthesis; signal transduction
Cellular component (GO): membrane
Molecular function (GO): proton transmembrane transporter activity
Source: RefSeq, a predicted model, not a curated record
CAUGUGACGUCACCGCCACCACAAGUACACGCCCCCCUCGAGAAAGUACAGAAUGUACACAAGCUCUGCAGGCUGCUGACAGAGGAGGCUUUCUGCUGUGAAACACUCACUGUUAACCCACCAAACAGCGACGUGACCAUUAAAUACUGAACCAGAGUGAGGAGCUCGGACUGAGUCAGGACCAUGCUGCUGCUGUGAGCUGAGCCCCACCACACCGAGAGCAACAACAAGGAGAAGCUGCCGCAUAUUUAAGCCUUAUUUAUCCAAAGCUCAGGCACUCUGUACAGAAAGAUGGCGGCUUCCCUGCUGAGGAUAGGACGACUGGGCUGUCUGAAGUGUUUGCAGGCGGAGAGCUGGACUGCUCUGAGGAGAGCUCCUGCAGCUGCAGCCUUCAGCUCAAAAUCAGGAGGAUCCAAGAAGUCGAAAAAGACCUCAGACUCGGCUCAAACGUACUUCGAUAUAGAGAAACUUGUCCAGCACAAGACAGUUGACCCUGCCAAGAACGUGUCUGUGGCAGCAGCUGCAGCAGCAGCAGAGGCUGCAGUUAAACCAGUGGCAGAACCUGCAGCUGCUGCACCUGAGGCUGUGGCAGAGGCCGCUGCUCCAGCAGCUGAAGCCACACCCGUAGCUGAGGCCCCCCCAGCUGUCGAAGCCGUCGCUGAAGCCGCACCUGCUGUUGAAGCGGUAGCCGAAGCUGCACCUGUGGUAGAAGCCGUAGCUGAAGCUGCACCUGCAGUAGAAGCCGUCGCUGAAGCCGCGCCUGUGGUAGAAGCCGUCGCUGAAGCCGCGCCUGUGGUAGAAGCCGUCGCUGAAGCGGUAGCCGAAGCCGCACCUGCGGUUGAAGCUGUGGCUGAAGCUGCACCUGCGGUUGAAGCCGUAGCUGAAGCUGUCGCUGAAGCUGCACCCGUGGUCGAAGCUGUGGCUGAAGCUGCACCUGCGGUUGAAGCCGUAGCUGAAGCUGUAGCUGAAGCCGUCGCUGAAGCUGCACCUGUGGUCGAAGCUGUGGCUGAGGCGGUUGUUGAAGCUGCACCCCUGGUUGAGGCUGUCGCUGAAGUAGUUGCCGACGCUGGACCCGUGGCUGAAGUUGUUGCUGAAGCUGCGGCAGCAGUAGCUGAAGCUGCAGCAGAAGCCGCUGCCCCAGCUGCCGACGCUCCAGUUGAAGCAGCACCGGCCCCUGAAGAGGCUGCAGCAGAACCUCCUGUUGAAGUGGCUGCAGAGGCCGCACCAGCUGCUGAAGCGGAACCAGUUGUAGAAGCAGCCCCAGAGCCUGCGGCUGAAGCUGCCCCUGUAGAAGCGGCUGCUGAGCCUGCGGCUGAAGUUUCUGCCCCUGUGGAGAGCGCCGAGGAGCUGGUGGACACCGCUCCGGUCGUAGCUGAAGCUGCAGCAGAGGAGCCGCUGCCGGACGCCCCAGCUGAACCAGUCGAACCGUCUGAGGCUGCACUGGACCCGAUUCAGAAGCUCUUCCUGGACUCCAUACGGGAGUACUCCACAAAAAGCCAGGAUGUUGGGGGUCUCGUCGAUGCAGGUUCAGAGUAUGAGAAGGCUUUAGCAGAGGAGAUCACAAAGCUCCAGAGACUGUACGGUGGUGGAGACCUCACAGCUUUCCCAGAGUUUAAAUUCACAGAGCCCAAGUUUGAGGAAGUCUCCCAGAAGUGAACCUCUGCACUUUGCAUCUGAACUUUUCUACUGUCGCCUUCUCUCCUGUACAUCUGUGCUGCUCCAUCGUGUUACUAACCGUCUGCUUCGUGUCAAACAACCCGCCUCCAGAUUAGCGUGUGAGAAUAGAGCCAGUUUCAAUAGAUAGAUCUUUUUAUGGGAAUGUCGGCUAAAGCAGUAGAUGUACAUGUCUGGCAGACAAAGUGAACUUUGAGCUGUGAAACGAGCUUUGUGCAGACGGAUCUGUGGCUGCUGAGCUGAAUGUAGAAGGAAAAAAACCCAAUAAAUUCCACUUCAUAUC